AUGUUAGAAUUUCCAUAUUGUAACAACUCGUCCAGUAGGAGUGACGGGCUGGACGAGUUAUUAAAUGCACGGAUACUGCAGCAUGCAGCUACCACGAGCAGACCAAAUAGUAGGGCUGGGUCUUUGUCUUUACAUAGAAGAAGUUCAGUAAGGGAUCAUAGAGCGAUGAAAAGGAAAUGGAGAAGCACGCAUGGCACUACUGGAGAGUUUGCAUUAGGGUUUGACAUCGUGCAUUGUGACGGUGGUAAUUUCAGUUCAAAGAAGAGUAGCAAUGUUAAUAUCUUGCUCAAAUUUUGUGAUCCUAUCCUAGAAGCUAUGGAUUCAGCAUUCGUACUUUCAAAAAUCAUCAUAAAAGCUCCUACACAUGGUUUUACCGCUCCAUGCAAAGAGGGGUUAAUUUUUGUCUCUCAUGAACCUAUAUCUCUUGAAGCCACCUCAAAAUAUGAUGACUUUACUGAAGCGGAUUACCAAGCAUUAUUGGAAAGCAAUGAAAAUGGCAGUAUAGAUGAUUCUUGGCCUGCAGCGUAUUUCCGAUUAGACUCUAUUACAAAUAUGACAACUCAAGUCUUGCACCCGAAUCGAUCAGGUAAAUUCAUAUCAGUGAAGUUACUUCGAGCAGAAGGUGAUGCAGACAAUAUUGAUCUUCAAUACCUUGGUUUAAUUGGAUUCACUGGACCAAGAUCAUUUGAUGCUGGUUCGUUGAGAUAG
Messenger RNA from Funneliformis caledonium, 708 nucleotides. The record is from the annotation of a GenBank genome assembly. Lineage: Eukaryota; Fungi; Glomeromycota; Glomeromycetes; Glomerales; Glomeraceae.